CUCGGUACAGUUCACUACUCACUCUCAUUCACACGGAGCACUCUCAGGGCUCAGGAUGGUCAAGGUGUUCGCUGUGCUCUCCCUGUUGGCGCUGUGCUGCUCCAUGGCACUGGGGGAAGACUUAAGGUUUCCAGUUGAUGAUGAUGAUGGAUCUGCCGAUGAUGAAGACUACUCUGGCUCAGGAUUCGAAGAUCCAUUUAUAUUUCCAUCAGAAGUGGAAAAUGAACAUUCUGGGUCCAUAUCCACUGUAAUUCCCAUCAAUGUGCAGGAACCUACAGAACCAGAUCUAAGAAAUGCAACCGUAGCUGGUGUAGAAGCUACCACAAAAUCCAUGGACACAACCAAGCAGCAGGAAGAUGUUAUGGUAAAGAUAAAUCAGCCUGAUUUGUCGGUGAUUCUGGCAGAAGAACCAACUUCUGAAGCGAAAACACACAUGCCUACGCCAGAGGUACACGUAACCACUAGCAUAAUGGAAGUUGUUCACCACCAUAAAACCACAUUAAAUCCUACUGAAGCUGUUUUGCCUGAUAAGAUCCACCAUGGACAUCAUGGUUCUCAUGCCAAAGCACAUACAAGCCCACCUAGUGAUGGGGAGUUCAUGGUGCAUCAUACAUUCACAACGUCAAGCCCAGACCAGGCAAAAGAUUCCAUUCAUCAUCACAUUCACCAUCAAGAAACUCCAUCUAGCACUCCACGUGCAAAUGAAGCAGAAACUGAGUUGACUUAUGUUGAAGAUCCUAUUUUUGUUGAUUUGGAUAAAAAACAAACUACAAAGAGCCCUACAAUUGAUGAUUCUCAUGUGCAUCAAGAUGAGCAAACUACCAAGGCUUCAUCAUUUGUAGAAGACACUGAAGAUCACUAUGGUGAAGCAACGACAAGUCCUGCACAUGAUGUGGAAGUUAAUGAGGAUGAUGUUCACCAUAUAGCAGUAACUACAAGCUCGGCUCAAAAUGUGGACAUCCAAACGGGUGUAGUUCAACAUGAUGCCUUGACUACAAGUCCAACGCACUAUGUGGAAUCUAAAGAGGAGGCCUCAACACCUGCUGAUGAUGUUGACAAACAUCACAAACACCAUGGUGGUCAUCAUCAUCAUUCUACAACUACUACACACCAAACUACAACUUCUAAUGUAACCGUUGGUGCUCCAGUUUCCAGUGGAGAUCUUCACAUAUCUGGUGAUACACGUCACAAAGGCAGAUUCUUUCAUAGACCAGAGGAUCACCCGGUAGAAACGUCAACCCACACACCUGAUGAUCAGCAUCCUAUAGUACCAGAUGAAAAUGAUGAUGUUUCUGAUACGAAGGAGGACGGAGAAUCUGGGGAUGAUAAAGAGAAUGUAGAUCUGUAUUUUGAGGGCACUGCUCCAAAUGUGCAUGCUGUGGAUCCAAAAGAUAGAAGUGUCGACAGUGAAGGCAGUCCUGACGCAUCUCAUGGGAUAAUGGAGAGGAAAGAGCUUUUAGCAGGAAUCAUUGCAGGUGGUGCUGUUGGUUUGAUAUUCGCUGGGUUUUUGGUUGGAUUUGUGUUGUAUAGAAUGAAGAAGAAAGACGAAGGAAGCUACUCUUUGGAGGAACCAAAACAAUCAAAUGGGGGAUAUCAGAAGCCACGUGAACAGAAAGAGUUCUAUGCAUAAGCUGCCAUGUAUCUUCAAUUAGAAAUCUGGCUAUUUGUCUUUUAUUUUACGAUUCUUUCCACAGUACUCAAUCUGUGGCUUUUGUUGGCAAGCUAGCGAAAUGUGAGACAAGCCAUAAUCUUACUCUGACUGUUGAUCCGGCCACGAAAAGUCAGAAAACAAAGAUUUUCUACACAUCCCUUGUCUGUUUGUGUGUGGUUUAAAGAUUGAUUUGGACUAUGGACAGAGGAUAUGUAUUCGGCUUGUUGAGGAGAAUGUUGCUUUAAAUUGUUUGCCCAGUUACAUCCUACUGAAGACUGUAUCAUUCCUCUAGUGCCUUUCACUAUAAAUGUGUGUAUAUACUAGUUAAGAGUUGUUUAUUUUUUUUUCUUUGUUUUUUUUUUUUGUACAUUUUGUUUGGUUUUGGGGGAAGAAGGGGGUUGCUGUUUGUUUUUUGUUUUUUUUUAUAUAUAUAUAAAGACAAAUGAUGGUACAAAUCUAGCCUGCUUAUUCAACGUUCCGAAUUAUAGCACUUAAGCAGCAAGUAUCACUGAUGCACAAAAUGGACUAUUUAACAAAGCAUAUCUCUAGCUAUGAGAGGACUGUGACUCAGUGAUGUUUAGUGACACCUGAUGCGCUUCUAUUUUACGAUCAAGCGGUAUGUGGGAAAUUUCUGUUUUUUUUUUUUUUUUUGUUUUGGUUCCUUCACUUGAACGUUAAACUGCCACCAUUUAUUUAUUCACUUUAACUUUUGUAGAUUUUAUUUUUUCCUCCCCCUCCCGUUUUUAAUAGUGUGUAUAUGUGAAGAGUUGACGAUCCAGGUCAUUGGAUGAAUGUGCAUCUGUAAUCACCAUUUUAUUGCCAAACCUUUACCGUUUUUUGUUUUUGGUAUUUUUUUCCCUUUUCUUUUCAUUGCACUAUUCAUUCAGAUCAGAAGGCAUUGAUUUGUGUUGGUGAAGGUAGGAGGGGGCACUGGCAUACCUUUCUGUAUCCUAAAGAACAAAGUGACCCAGCAUGAUUUAAAUAGGAAGAAUUCAUAUUCUGGUAUUUUGUAUUUUUAUUUUGCAUACCAUAGGAAUAAAGCCUUCUUCAAUGUCUCCUUUGCAUCCCCUCAAUUUUCAGUAACACAUUCAGUGAUCACAUGGGAACAAUACUAGUAGACUUUAUUUUUCUCUUCAAUCUCUUCUAUGUAUAAGAUGAGACUCCUACGGUUUUCUUUGUGUUUUUAGUAUUUUUAUUUAGUUCGUUGUCUCUAGUAACGUGACUUGAAAGUAAGCAUGAAUGUAUCAGAAGUUUCAAUAGUAUGUGCCUUUCCUGCUAUAGGACUCGGUUUAU
This is a messenger RNA of Pelobates fuscus (common spadefoot toad), 2944 nucleotides long. It is a transcript of the gene SDC1, whose product is annotated as syndecan 1. The transcript has 5 exons. The record is from RefSeq and is a predicted model, not a curated record. Gene Ontology annotation, biological process: cell migration. NCBI's taxonomy places the organism in Eukaryota, Metazoa, Chordata, Amphibia, Anura, Pelobatidae. The coding region runs from base 56 to 1630 and encodes 524 amino acids. Gene Ontology annotation, cellular component: membrane; cell surface.